Molecule: messenger RNA, 918 nt
Organism: Naegleria lovaniensis
Lineage: Eukaryota; Heterolobosea; Eutetramitea; Acrasida; Naegleriidae
Exons: 1
Coding region: 1-918 (305 amino acids)
Biological process (GO): protein phosphorylation
Molecular function (GO): ATP binding; protein kinase activity
Source: RefSeq, a predicted model, not a curated record
AUGUCCUGCACCAAGCAGUUCAUGAAUUGGGUGGUCGUUCUCACGAUUCUCAUGCUAUUGUACAUUCCAUCAUUCGGUAUUUGCGUUGUUUCUGUAAAUGGAUAUCAUUGUCAAGCAAUGAAAUGUCAUCAUCUUCUUCAAGUAUUCUUACAGAAACAUCAAAGAAUUAAUGACUCUAGUUCAGUGCAAGCCCUUCAAGUCAAAGCUGCCGGAGUAUUUAAAGUUAAAUUAAAGAACAACGAAACAAGAGUGUUUAAAGUGAUUAAAAAGGAUGAUUUAAAUUACAGAUACGAAGCAACUAAAAUUGCUUCAAAACCGUUCAGCUCGGGUCAUGUGAUCAAAAUUAUUGAUUCACAUCAAUUUUCACAAAACGACGAGGAAAGCGGUUACACCUUUGCCGAUGAAUUUAUGGCUUUAGAAAUGCCAUACUAUCCUCAGACAUUGCAAACAAAGUAUUCCUCGAUCAAAAUGAACUCCAAAACUGCUGUGCUUGUUUUGGAGCAAAUGGCGGAAGCUCUCAAUGAUAUUCACUCCAACAAAGUGAUUCAUAGAGAUAUUCAUGCCGAUAACAUUUUCGUGGAAGAUGAUAACGAUGAAGACAUGCAUUUGAUUUUGGGAGAUUUUUCCUUCGCUACUGAAAAGAAAGUUUUUACAAGAAACGAAGCGCCGCCAGAGUUCACCAACCCCUUCAAGUCUGACAUUUAUUCGUUAGGAAAAACUAUUCAACUGCUGACGGACUCUGACGACUUAAUUCCAAGCUUAUCAAAAUUAUUGGAAAAAAUGACAAGCAACGACAUUGAAACUCGUCCUGACAUUAAGGAAGUACAGGAGACCGUGGUAAAGCUAAACAAAAUAUUGGGUCGAACAACUAGUUUAUUUUCAAGGGUUAAAAAACUAUACAGAAAGCUUUUGAGGUAA